Drosophila simulans is the source of this 617-nucleotide messenger RNA. RefSeq lists its product as uncharacterized. NCBI's taxonomy places the organism in Eukaryota, Metazoa, Arthropoda, Insecta, Diptera, Drosophilidae. The coding region runs from base 174 to 485 and encodes 103 amino acids. The record is from RefSeq and is a predicted model, not a curated record. The transcript has a single exon.
CUUGCAAAAACAAAUCCAUUGAAGACACAUUUCCGCUUAAUUAUAUUAGCAAAAUUGAGUUUGGGCCCGCGGCUUUCUUUGCGUCAACUUCCUAAUUGAUUUUUAAUCAAAUGUCCCACUUGGCGUUGGUAUAAAAACACCACUCGUGCUGACCAAAAGUCAACAGAAUCAAUAUGAACGGCUUAAGCAACAAACUCAUUGGCUGUCAGAUUAAAUUCGCCUUGGUUGUUGGCCUUUUGGUAUCCUUGGCCUGGACACUUCCUGUCGAGGAUGAUGGGAAACCCCUCAGCACAGAAAUUGAUGCUGUGAACACCGAGCAGCCAAUUGAAGCUGCCCCUGUGGUGGAGGAAGUGGAAAAUGUUGGACAGCUCCGAUUCCCGCCUUUCAAUAACAAUGGAACCAAAUUGUUCGAAAGAUUUGGUGAAAAAUUCAGGAACAAGUGGACCACAACUACAACCACAACGACCAAGAGUACAGCAGGAUAAGCUAUAUAAGAAAAAUUAAAAGGACCAUAACCACCAACGAUCAAUAUCCAAAAGAUUGGCACAUAAUUUACACAAAUAUUUAUUUAAAUUAAUUUUAUUAUGCCAGAACUAACAUGUCUUACAUUUUCAAUA